Molecule: messenger RNA, 1702 nt
Organism: Pseudophryne corroboree (corroboree frog)
Lineage: Eukaryota; Metazoa; Chordata; Amphibia; Anura; Myobatrachidae
Gene: GALK2
Product: galactokinase 2
Exons: 10
Coding region: 214-1596 (460 amino acids)
Biological process (GO): galactose metabolic process; carbohydrate phosphorylation
Cellular component (GO): cytoplasm; cytosol
Molecular function (GO): galactokinase activity; ATP binding
Source: RefSeq, a predicted model, not a curated record
AGUGAGCAGUGCAGGCGGGUAGUCGCUGUGCUGUGGGGCAGGGAUGUCAAUGCCAGGUAUCUGCAGUACAGCUGAGUGAUGCCGCCUGCACUGUGACCAUCCCGCCGGCGUGCCGCGUACCCAGCAGGAUUUCCGUGACGAGCUGCCGCCGCCUGUAUCCGGAAGACGCUGCUGCUUCUCUCCCAGCAGCUGAGCGCUCGGAUCCCAGCAGGCAUGGCAGCCCAUUCACCGCCGCCCACCGCUCGGGUACAGCCGACUGAGAACCGCAGGUUGUUGAAGCUGAAGGAAAUGUUCAUCUCUAAUUUUGGGUGCGAGCCAUCAUUUUACGCACGGGCACCAGGACGGGUCAACUUAAUAGGGGAGCAUAUUGAUUACUGUGGCUAUGCUGUACUUCCAAUGGCUAUUGAACAAGAUAUUCUGGCAGCUGUUCAAUCUGUUCCCUCUCAUGUACUUCACUUGACCAAUACAAAUCCAUCAUACUUAGACUUUUCAGUUGGUGUAAACGACAUUCAGAUUGAUAAGACCAAGCCAUUGUGGCACAGUUACUUUCUGUGUGGAGUGAAAGGAAUCCAGGAACACUUCAAUCUGAGCAGCCCCACUGGAAUUAAUUGUUUGGUUGAUGGAACCAUUCCACCCAGUUCUGGCCUAUCAAGUUCAAGUGCCUUGGUGUGUUGUGCUGGGCUUGCAACCCUUAUUGCUAAUGGAAAAUCUCUUUCCAAGGUUGAACUUGCAGAAACCUGCGCAAAAUGUGAACGUUAUAUUGGCACAGAAGGUGGCGGGAUGGACCAAUCCAUCUCUUACUUGGCAGAGGAAGGAACUGCCAAGUUAAUAGAAUUCAGCCCACUGAGAGCAACCGAUGUGAAACUACCCACUGGAGCCGUUUUCGUCAUUGCCAACAGCUGCGUUGAAAUGAACAAAGCCGCAACAGCUAAUUUCAACAUAAGAGUUGUGGAGUGUCGCCUUGCCACCAAGGUUCUAGCAAAGUCCAAAGGGCUGGACUGGAAGAACCUGGUAAAGCUUGGAGAUCUUCAGAACAGGCUGAGUGUUAGCCUAGAAGAUAUUCUGGAGGUGGUUGAGGAAAUCUUGCAUCCUGAACCUUACACACGAGAAGAAAUUUGUGAGUCUUUGGGAAUUAGCUUAGAGGAGCUUCGUGCCUCGAUCUUGAGCCAAAACACACAGGAUGUUUCCACCUUCAAGCUGUACCAGCGAGCUAAGCAUGUGUACAGCGAGGCCGCAAGAGUUUUAACCUUUAAGAAGGUUUGUGAUGAGGCACCUGCCAAUGCCGUCCAGCUGCUGGGAGACCUCAUGAACCAGAGCCAUGUGAGCUGCAGAGACAUGUAUGAGUGCAGCUGCUUUGAGCUGGAUCAGCUGGUGGACAUCUGUCUGAAAUCUGGUGCUGUUGGAUCACGGCUUACUGGAGCUGGAUGGGGAGGCUGCACAGUUUCUAUGGUCCCUGUCGAAAAGCUGAGCGACUUCCUGUUAAAUGUGCAAGAGAAAUAUUACAAAUCAGACACCCGCAGAGCUGCAAUGCAGAAGCAGAGCCUGUUUGCCACAAAGCCUGGAAGUGGAGCCAUGGUAAUUCUAGAAGAAAAGUGAAUCAUCUUUUGCAAAUCUAUAUAAAUGUAUAUGUAGAUAUACGCAGUAAACAUGGUUACUAGCAUAUUAUGAAAACUUCAAUGAAAUAAAAGAAUGCAACUGGAAA